Molecule: messenger RNA, 1536 nt
Organism: Tauraco erythrolophus (red-crested turaco)
Lineage: Eukaryota; Metazoa; Chordata; Aves; Musophagiformes; Musophagidae
Source: RefSeq, a predicted model, not a curated record
AUGAUGUCAGAACAGGACUUGGCAGAUGUUGUUCAGAUUGCUGUUGAAGACCUGACUCCAGACAACCCAGUUGUGUUGGAGAAUCAUGAAGUGACAGAUGAUGAUGUAGAGCCUGCUCUGAAACGUCAGCGUAUAGAAAUUAACUGCCAGGAUCCCUCAAUUAAGUCAUUCCUGUAUUCCAUUAAUCAGACAAUAUGCCUGCGGUUGGAUAGCAUUGAGGCAAAGCUGCUGGCACUAGAGGCGACCUGUAAAUCACUGGAGGAGAAGCUGGAUCUGGUCAUGAACAAACAGCACAGCCCCAUCCAGGUGCCCAUGGUGGCAGGUUCUCCUCUUGGCGCCACGCAGACGUGCAACAAAGUACGAUGUGUUGUCCCUCAGACCACGGUAAUACUGAACAACGACCGGCAGAAUUCAAUUGUAGCCAAGAUGGUUGGGCAGGAAGAGCCACUGAGCAGAGCAGCGGAUUCUCUGGAAAAUAUUCUUAGCAAUGCUGUUCCUGGACGCAGACAGAACACCAUAGUGGUGAAAGUUCCAGGGCAUGACGACAGUCACAAUGAAGAUGGAGAGAGUGGCUCGGAGGCCAGUGACUCAGUUUCCAACAGUGGACAAUUAGGAAGCCAAAGUAUUGGGAACAAUGUCACGCUUAUUACGCUGAACUCUGAAGAGGAUUACCCCAAUGGGACAUGGCUUGGAGAUGAAAAUAAUCCCGAGAUGCGGGUCCGUUGCCCCAUCACUCCUGCUGACAUGCUGCACAUCAGCACAAACUGCCGCACAGCUGAGAAGAUGGCGCUGACAUUGCUGGAUUAUCUUUUCCAUCGGGAAAUUCAGGCCAUUUCCAACCUUUCGGGCCAGGGGAAGCAUGGGAAGAAGCAACUUGAUCCUCUCAUGAUUUAUGGAAUUCGCUGUCACCUGUUUUACAAAUUCGGGAUCACAGAAUCCGACUGGUACCGAAUCAAGCAGAGCAUAGACUCCAAAUGCCGAACAGCCUGGAGGCGGAAGCAGCGCGGGCAGAGUCUGGCCGUGAAAAGCUUUUCCAGGCGAACGCCUUCAUCAUCGUCUUACAGUGGUUCAGAGGGUUCGCAGAGUUCGGUUUCAGCUUCUAAUGAGAUCCAGCAGAACCAGCCACAGGCACUCCACUAUGCACUAGCCAAUGCUCAGCAGGUUCAGAUCCACCAAAUAGGAGAAGAUGGACAAGUCCAAGUGAUCCCACAGGGCCAUCUCCACAUAGCCCAGGUUCCUCAAGGCGAGCAAGUCCAGAUCACGCAGGACAGUGAGGGAAACCUGCAGAUCCAUCAAGUUCACGUGGGUCAAGAUGGGCAGGUGUUGCAGGGCGCUCAGCUGAUCGCUGUUGCUUCUGCGGAGCCGGCGUCAGGGGGUGUUGAUGGAUCCCCGCUCCAAGGGAGUGACAUCCAGGUCCAAUAUGUACAGCUGACACCAGUGACAGACCACUCUGCGACCAAUCAAGGCACUGAUACCCUUCAGUCAGCAAUCCAGCCAGAAAUGCAGAUAGAACACGGAGCGAUCCAGAUUCAAUAA